Molecule: messenger RNA, 1479 nt
Organism: Manis pentadactyla (Chinese pangolin)
Lineage: Eukaryota; Metazoa; Chordata; Mammalia; Pholidota; Manidae
Gene: CMTM8
Product: CKLF like MARVEL transmembrane domain containing 8
Exons: 5
Coding region: 498-1139 (213 amino acids)
Biological process (GO): myelination
Cellular component (GO): membrane
Molecular function (GO): structural constituent of myelin sheath
Source: RefSeq, a predicted model, not a curated record
CCCGGGCCGUCACCGUCAGGUGGAAAGGGACAGGUCAGCGGUGGCCGCGCCCGCGGGGCGGAGCCUGGGCCGGGCGGCUGCGGGUGUCCGCUCGGAUCCCGCGCCGCCUCCUCCGUGCAGCGCGCCGGGCUGCCAGUCCAGACCUCGCGCGAGCCCGCGCUCCACCCGGCGCUCUCUGGGCCGCACGGUCCCCGGCAACAGGUGAAGAGGCCGGCGGCCCCGGCGCUGGGUGGGGCGGCCCCUCUCCGCCCGCCCCGCGCCCUUCCCUCUCCCCGCCCCUCCCCUCCUCCCGGCCGCCUCGCCAGCUCGGCCUCCUCUCCGGCCCCGUGCAGCCCGAGAGCCAGGGUGCCGGGCACCCGCCGGACCCGCCGCGCCUGCCGGGCCCCCGGCCCGCGCUCCCUCCCCGCCUCCGCGCCGGGGUCUCCUGCCCCGCGCCGCACGGCCCCCCGACGCUGUGGGGGUGCCCGAGGAGGGGCCGGCCCGGCCCAGGGGCGACGAUGGAGGUGCCGCAGCGCGCGCGCUCGCAAACCGUCACCACCACCGCCAGCUCCUUCGCCGAGAACUUCUCCACCAGCAGCAGCAGCUUCGCCUACGACCGCGAGUUCCUGCGCACGCUGCCCGGGCUCCUGAUCGUGGCGGAGAUCGUUCUGGGACUGCUGGUCUGGACACUUAUCGCUGGAACCGAGUACUUCCGGGUCCCUGCGUUUGGCUGGGUCAUGUUCGUAGCUGUAUUUUACUGGGUCCUCACCGUCUUCUUCCUCAUCAUCUAUAUAACAAUGACCUACACCAGGAUCCCCCAGGUGCCCUGGACAACGGUGGGGCUGGAAGAUCAAGGGUCACAUAGUCGGUUUCGGGUGAGACUUUCUUGCUGGCUUACAGAGAUGCCUGCUAUCUUGCUGUGUCCUCACAUGGAGGACCGAGGAAAAACCAGCAAGAGGGGUCUGUGCUUCAAUGGUAGUGCCUUCCUCCUGUACCUCUCAGCCGCUGUCGUGGACGCGUCCUCUGUGUCCCCGGAGAGGGACAGCCACAACUUCAACAGCUGGGCGGCCUCCUCGUUCUUUGCCUUCCUGGUCACCAUCUGCUACGCUGGAAACACAUAUUUCAGUUUUAUAGCUUGGAGAUCCAGGACCAUACAGUGAUUUGCCAUUUUGAAACUGAACCGGGGAAAAAGGCAGGAAGCAUCUCACUGUAACCACAGCUGUAGGUAUAAUAUAUAUUUCCAGAGACUUAUAUUUAACUAAUGUUUUUAUAUACUUAGUUAAAUUUGCUCCCAGUGGUUUGUUACAGUUAAACUGAAUACUUAUUUGCAAAGGGCUGUAGCUUAUAAUGAACUCUUAAAUAAACCUUGUUGAUGUCCUCAUAGACCUUAUUUUCUUAGGUGGUGUGUAGAUAAAUUGCUAAUAUUAAGAAUGUUGUCAGGUUUGUAAAUCUAACGUUUAAAAUGUCAGAUGUUUUUUGAUUAAAUGUUUUAAAAUCCCA